This is a messenger RNA of Heterocephalus glaber (naked mole-rat), 4033 nucleotides long. It is a transcript of the gene Rfx1, whose product is annotated as regulatory factor X1. The record is from RefSeq and is a predicted model, not a curated record. Gene Ontology annotation, biological process: regulation of transcription by RNA polymerase II. Gene Ontology annotation, molecular function: DNA-binding transcription factor activity, RNA polymerase II-specific; RNA polymerase II cis-regulatory region sequence-specific DNA binding. Gene Ontology annotation, cellular component: nucleus. Lineage: Eukaryota; Metazoa; Chordata; Mammalia; Rodentia; Bathyergidae.
AAUCAGAGCACCGGGAAAUUAAGAGGGUGUUGAAAAGCGUGAAUGGCGACCAAUAGUAUACCGGAAGGGCUUGGCGUCGUCCAAUCAACUCUCCCAGCACCGCCAAUCACCCAGAGCCACGCCCCUACGCGUGACGAAAGUAGGGUGGGUAGCAACAGUUGCCCCGGUGAGGGAAACGGAGGCGCCAUAGCCACGGUAGUCGUGGCGACCAAGCAACCCGGCAACGCGAGUCAACAACAACAACCGGCCGACCGACCCCCACCCCCACCCCCACCCCCGGCUUGGCCUGGGGACCCUGGCACGUUCCGUUCCCCUCCCCACAUCGCCACUGAGGCCUCCGAAAAGCCGUUCCGCGGACAGAAGCGGGUAGAAGCCAAGAGAAGAAAAAAAGUCUUAUUUAUUAUCAUUUUCCCCACUGUUGGCAUGGCAACCCAGGCAUACGUUACAGAGCUACAGGCAGCCUCGAAAGCAUCGCAGCCACCUCAGGCCCCACCCCAGGCCCAGCCCCAGCCGCCACCCCCACCACCCCCAGCAGCACCCCAGCCCUCCCAGCCGCCCACUGCUGCCACCACCCCCCAGCCCCAGUAUGUCACCGAACUGCAGAGCCCCCAGCCGCAGGCACAGCCCCCAGGUGGCCAGAAGCAGUAUGUGACUGAGCUCCCAACUGCCCCUGAGCCCUCGCAGCCAGCCGGAGCACCCACCUCGGCCCCCACGUCACAGCAAUACAUCGUGGUCACCGUCUCGGAAGGUGCCAUGCGGGCCAGCGAGACUGUGUCAGAGGCCAGCCCAGGUGCCACGGCCAGCCAGACCGGCGUCCCCACCCAGGUGGUGCAGCAGGUGCAGGGCACCCAGCAGCAGCUGCUGGUCCAGAGCGUGCAGGCCAAGCCAGGCCAUGUGUCCCCGCUCCAGCUCACCAACAUCCAGGUGCCCCAGCAGGUUCUCCCCACACAGCGUCUGGUGGUACAGAGUGCGGCACCUGGCAGCAAGGGCAGCCAGGUCUCCUUGACAGUGCACGGAACUCAGCAGGUGCACUCGCCCCCAGAGCGGUCACCGGUGCAGGCCAACAGCUCCUCCAGCAAGACGGCCGGGACCCCCUCGGGCACAGUGCCACAGCCGCUGCAGGUCCAUGGCAUCCAGCAGAGCGUCUCUGUAUCCCAAGAGAGGUCGGUGGUCCAGGCCACCCCACAGGCGCCCAAAGCAAGCCCGGUGCAGCAGCUGAGUGUCCAGGGGCUCCAGCCAGUCCACGUGGUCCAAGAGGUGCAGCAGCUCCAGCAGGUGCCCGUGCCACAUGUGUACUCCAGCCAAGUACAGUAUGUGGAGGGUGGCGACGCCAGCUACACGGCCAGUGCCAUCCGCUCCAGCACGUACCCGUACCCCGAGACGCCGCUGUACACACAGACAGGGGGCACCAGCUACUAUGAGGCCGCGGGCACGACUGCCCAGGUUAGCACACCCGCCACCUCACAGACGGGGGCCAGCAGCGCUUCUGUGCCCAUGUAUGCAUCCGGCAGCCCAAUCGUCGCCAGCUCGACCAGCAGUGCUGGUGGGGCCAGCAGUGGUGGUGGAGGCAGUGGUGGCAGCGGGGGAGGCACUGGCAAUGGCAGUGGCAGCGGGAAUGGCAGUGGCAGCAGCGGCGGAGCGGGCACCUACGUGAUCCAAGGCGGCUACAUGCUGGGCAGCACCAGCCAGUCUUAUUCCCACACCACCCGUGCCUCACCAGCCACCGUCCAGUGGCUCCUGGACAACUAUGAGACGGCGGAGGGCGUGAGCCUGCCACGCAGCACCCUCUACUGCCACUACCUGCUGCACUGCCAGGAGCAGAAGCUGGAGCCCGUUAACGCUGCCUCCUUCGGCAAGCUCAUCCGCUCUGUCUUUAUGGGUCUGCGGACGCGCCGCCUUGGCACCAGGGGCAACUCCAAGUACCACUACUAUGGCCUGCGAAUCAAGGCUAGCUCACCCCUGCUGCGGCUCAUGGAGGACCAGCAACACAUGGCCAUGCGGGGUCAGCCCUUUUCCCCGAAGCAGAGGCUCAAGCCCAUCCAGAAGAUGGAGGGCAUGACCAAUGGUGUGGCCGUGGGGCAGCAGCAGCCUGCAGGGCUGUCAGACAUCAGCGCGCAGGUCCAACAGUACCAGCAGUUCCUGGAUGCAUCCCGUAGCCUCCCUGACUUCACGGAGCUCGACCUCCAGGGCAAAGUGCUUCCCGAGGGUGUUGGACCAGGGGACAUCAAGGCUUUCCAGGUCCUGUACCGGGAACACUGUGAGGCCAUCGUGGAUGUCAUGGUAAACCUGCAGUUCACACUGGUGGAAACGCUGUGGAAGACCUUCUGGAGGUACAACCUCAGCCAGCCCAGCGAGGCACCACCAUUGGCCGUGCACGAUGAGGCUGAGAAGCGGCUGCCCAAGGCCAGCCUGGUGCUCCUCUCCAAGUUUGAGCCCGUGCUCCAGUGGACCAAGCACUGUGACAACGUGUUAUACCAGGGCCUGGUGGAGAUCCUCAUCCCUGACGUGCUGCGGCCCAUCCCCAGUGCCUUGACCCAAGCGAUCCGGAACUUUGCCAAGAGUCUGGAGAGCUGGCUCACCCACGCCAUGGUGAACAUCCCCGAGGAGAUGCUGCGGGUAAAGGUGGCGGCGGCAGGUGCCUUCGCGCAGACCCUGCGGCGCUACACGUCACUCAACCACCUGGCGCAAGCAGCGCGUGCCGUGCUGCAGAACACCGCGCAAAUCAACCAGAUGCUCAGCGACCUCAACCGCGUGGACUUUGCCAACGUGCAGGAGCAGGCCUCAUGGGUGUGCCGCUGCGAGGACCGCGUGGUGCAGCGCCUGGAGCAGGACUUCAAGGUGACACUGCAGCAGCAGAACUCCCUAGAACAGUGGGCUGCCUGGCUGGACGGCGUCGUCAGCCAGGUGCUCAAGCCCUACCAGGGCAGCUCCGGCUUCCCCAAGGCCGCCAAACUCUUCCUCCUCAAGUGGUCCUUCUACAGCUCCAUGGUGAUCCGGGACCUGACCCUGCGCAGCGCUGCCAGCUUCGGCUCCUUCCACCUCAUCCGGCUGCUGUACGACGAGUACAUGUACUAUUUGAUCGAGCACCGCGUGGCGCAGGCCAAGGGGGAGACCCCGAUUGCUGUCAUGGGCGAGUUUGCCAACCUGGCCACCUCGCUGAACCCCUUGGAUGCAGACAAAGACGAAGAGGAGGAGGAGGAGGAGGAGAGCGAGGACGAGCUGCCACAGGACAUCGCGCUGGCAGCCGGCGGCGAGUCGCCCGCGCUGGGCCCUGAGUCGCUGGAGCCGCCGGCCAAGCUGGCGCGCACGGAUGCGCGCGGCCUCUUCGUGCAGGCGCUGCCGUCCAGUUAAGCUGCCCGUGGGUGCCCAUGCCAUCAGGCGGCACAAUCAUGGGGCCGGGGCCGCCGCCGCUGCAAACUGACCCGAUCCACGUGCCUUAAGGAACCCCGGUGCCCAGGCAGCCCGCCGGCCCGCCCCGCCCCGCCGGCUCCGGGCAGUAGGCAGGUCCCUCCCCACGAAACGUUAACUUAUUCUGCUCGCCGCCGGCUUUGCACAGCUGCCCGGGCUCCCCACUCUGGCGGGCGGCGCAGGGGCACAGCCCGGGACCCCUCCCCAGCACCCCACUGCUUCUCCCCCUUGGUAUAAGUGCAAUUAAAGCUGUGGGCGUCGCGUCUUCUCCAGAGCUGAGCCCUGACUCUGACUCGCUCCCUGGCCCUGCAACCUGAGAGGGCGGCCGGCCGGCCUCGGCCUCCCAGUCCAAAGCAGCAGGGCUGUGGGGUGGAAGCGCCCUGCCCGGCUUAGAGAAGCUCAGCCGGAGACUCUCCUGCUCCCCGUGGACCCUGACUAUUGUGCGAUUUGUGAGCCGCGUGAGCGGAGUUGGUAACUUGUUGGGUUUUUUUCCAACCAUCAUGGCCUUAUCUGUUCCAGUUUUCUCAAGUGUUUUCAACCUGUGAGAUAGAUGUUUAUGGCAAAAAAAGAAAAAAAAAAAAUCACAAAAAACAGGAAAAUCUAACCUAUUGUAUAAAAAAAUCAC